AGAAACUGAAAGUACCGUGUUUUUAGGCGCCCCACUGAGAUUGAUUCACCUUCACCUGUGCGAGACCUAGUUGACCAGGUGGGAAACCAGACAGGCAGUAAAAUAUGAACGGAAGAGUGGAUUAUUUGGUCACUGAGGAAGAGAUCAAUCUUACCCGAGGACCCUCAGGGCUGGGCUUCAACAUCGUCGGUGGGACAGAUCAGCAGUAUGUCUCCAACGACAGUGGCAUCUACGUCAGCCGCAUCAAAGAGAAUGGGGCUGCGGCCCUGGAUGGGCGGCUCCAGGAGGGUGAUAAGAUCCUCUCGGUAAAUGGCCAAGACCUAAAGAACCUUCUGCACCAGGAUGCUGUAAACCUCUUCCGUAACGCAGGCUACGCUGUAUCCCUGAGAGUUCAGCACAGGUUACAGGUGCAAAAUGGGCCGCUAGGACAUCGAGGCGAAGGGGAGCCGAGCGGUAUUCCCAUGCCUGUGGUGCUGGUGCCACUGUUUGCCCUCACCAUGCUGGCAGCCUGGGCCUUCAUGAGAUACCGGCACCAACUUUGAAAAGCUCGCUUUCUUCCAGUGCUCCUGAUGAAGAUAACAUUUCUUCCUUUCUCUCCUCCUCCUCCCCUGCCAUUCUCCCGUCUCUUGCCCUCUCUCUGCAUAGCUCACAUAUGAUUUAAAGAGACUGCUCCCCAACCAGAACCUGGCUCUUCAAAAUCUCCAAGUCCUCGUAUUCUGAUGGGAGAGUAAAGGCAUUGUUUGAAGGAAAGCUGAAGAAAGACUUGCUUAGGACAAAUGAGGAGUUAUAUGUUUUACUAGGACCGCCAAUAGAAUCAGCUACAACCAAAGAGGGAAAAGUCCAGUCUUCCCGUCACCAUGGUGAUACCCGUUUUCUUAGCUGGCUUGCCUCAAAGGCCAGCUGUGCGAUAUAAGAGGAAGAGAGGAUUUUUCUUUCUAAUGAUCUUCCUUGGGAAAUUUUUGUGGCCUUUAUUUACUUUCUAAUGACAUACUUGGGUGCCUAUAUCAAACAAAAUACAAUGAGGAGAUCAUUUUUACUUUGUAAAAAACAAAUAUAUAUAUAUUUACACAUGUAUGCAUAAAUGAUAGUAUAAUAGUGAAGCCUUAUGAAGAGUUAAAGAGGUAGAAACCUGCUCUGGUUUCUAGAUUUCUGGUGGAAGGGGUGAUCUUAAUUGAGGGAGUAAGAGAGUGAGCCUGACAGGAUGCCCAGUUUGAGUCAUAAGAAAAAGGAAGGAAACUGAAGCAACUAGUUUAAAAUCUUAGAAUUCUUAUUUCCCAUAACAGUUAAGGUGAAGUUGAGGCAAAAUGCCAUAAUCCAGCUUUGCGCAAGUCAAUCUGUCGGAAAACCUUCGAGGUUUAGAGAUAAAUCUUACCCAUCUCUGGCCUACCUUGGUGACUUUUUUGAUACCUCACAGCCUGUGAAAGGAUCAGCUGGAAUGAUUGUGGUCAGAGCUGUAGUGAUGGGGCCAAAACAACCCAGUGAAAAAACUCCAAAAAGGAAAAAGAUAGUGCCUCCGAGGUGGUGCCUGAACCCCCAGGCUCCCAGCCCCUCUCGGGGGGGGGGGGGGGCGCUAAUAACAGGCAAACUCUGAGCGAGGGAACUGCUCUCAGCAGGGUGAGCAUGAAACCAGCCUUGCUUCUGAUUCAGUUCAGUGUAGAGAGUUUGGAUUGCUAGUUUGUUAUUUAAAAAAAAACACACAAAAAACACGAAACACUGGUUAUGGUUUUAAUGAAUGAACCAUUUUGCAGGGAAGGGGAAGAAAAGAGUUUUGUUUGUUUUAGGGGGGAGGGAAGUUUCAUAGGGAAACCUUGAGAGAAAGAUGCAGAUGAAUGGAUGCCGAGGAAUACUAAGGUUAAUAAUGAGGUGGGAACCGUCCUGUGUAAGUGGUAUUGAAGGGUGGCUUUAAAGCAUUAAGGAGAGCUGAACUAAGCCAAAUUUUCUGGCUUUAAGAAAACCAUUUCCAUCUUCCAAACUUACUAGCUAGACUAUAGGCCUUAUACAUACAAUCUUGACAACAAGAGUGUGAGGACUUCCCCUCAGGAAAGCAGUUGUGUCUAUUUUUUAGCAUAGAUGAUCUAACAAGUAUUUUACAAAUGUUGAUUGGACAUCAGCUUUGUUAAGACACUUUUACAAAGAAAGAAAAUACAUAUUGCCUCCAUCCUAAAGGUGUUUUUUUGGUUCCAGUUGGGAACCAAACCUAUAUCCAUAAAAAUGGAAUCUGCAUAGUCAAGGCAAUGUAAGUUUGGUGUCAAAUGUACACUGCAGACAGCAAAAGGGAGCAGUUACUGAGAACUGAGCAACCAUCACUGAGAACGUUCCGUGGAGGGACAAGUUAAGGACCCUUGAGGAGCUCACAGUCUAGUUAGGAAAAGUCACAUGUUAUCAGGUUAAAUAACAGUUGAACACAAUAAUAAAAAGCAAUGGUUCUAUGCACAGCACAAUGCAGCCAUCACAUUUUUUUAAAGGUAUGCAGAAAAAAGAAAGCUAUCGCAUAAUGAUACGAGGCCAGAGUGGAAAGGGAAGGCUUUUAAAAAUAAUCCCAUUAAGACCUUACCUCUGGGUCAACUAUUCCUAUAGGGAGAAACUUGCUUUAAACAAUCCUGAUGUGACUUAUGCCUUUAAACCUGAACUGUGCACCUAGAGACAAUUGGGUUUGUACAUUCCUCAGAGAAACACUGACAAUAUUCCAGUUCUCACCCCAACCCGCCCACUGUGGAGGCUCAGCCUCGGGGUCCUCCCUGUACCUGAAGUGUGUGUAGCCAUUUCACUUCUGUAGGGGCCUGCUGGCCUCCCAGGGUUCACCGCAGGGUGUGCACAUUAACUCUUGAGAGGACCUGAGACAUACAUACCGAACGAAGCAAAGGGCAAGCAGGAAGGAAAGCUCUUUCUAGUUCCUUAUUUGUUGGUAUAUGUAAAUAGGACACCUAUCCCAUCGCUGGUAGAAAUUUUGCUUUGGUCGAUAAUAGGGAUUCUGAUGCAUUUUAAUUUUGGUUUUCCCUGGAUUUAAAUAGCAUCUGAAGAUCAAUAUAGUAACAUUUUAGGCAGGUGUGCUAUAUUUUUAUUUCUCAUUCUCUAGAAGACUACAUUUUAGAUAAGAUGUCAGAAUCCAUUGUAGGUCUUUAAAAAAAAAAAUCCAUACUCUUUAUGAAUUGAAUCGAAUAUUCCUGCCAUUUUAUAGAUUGUAUUAUUUCUACUACCUAAAUUAUUGUGUUCAAAGUUUUUAAAAAGUAUUUUUAAGACCAUGUACUUAGAACACUUCUCUAUAUCAUCCUAUAUUAUACAUAUAAUCCUAAUAAGACAUUGUUUGCUUCAAUUGUCUAUUUCCAUUCCCUGCCAAGUUUUAAUCUGUGCUGUUUAAUUAAUCACACCCUCUAGUCAUGUGUAAUGGAAAAGGGAGAUUAAUGUUUGUUACUGCAUUUGUGCCAGGUACUGUACUAAGCCCUGUUGGUAACACUAUUUGUUCAUGCCUCACAACUCUGAAAUCUAAGUAUUGUUAUAAAGACACUAAAGAAAAUAAAAUUACUUUCCUAAGAUUGUAUAGGUGGUAAUAACAGAAUCAAGAUUUAAACUCAGGUCUUCAGGUGCCACCAUCAGUGAUAUUUCCUCACUGGCAGUGGUUCUCAAAGUGAGGUCUCUGGUUAAAAGCAUCAGCAUCAACAUCACCUGAGAACUUGCUAGAAAAGCAAGUUCUUAGGCUUUAUCCCAGACCUAUUGAUUCAGAAACAGAGUAGGGCACCCAGCAAUCUGUAAUAAUCCCUCCAGAUGAUGGAUUCAGCUAAAGUUUAAGAAUCACUUCUGAAUGCCAAUAAUUGUCCCCAUUUUCUCAGGUAGAAUUACCUGGAGAGCUUAUAAGAAUUCUGAUGCCUGGGCUGUAUCUAGGCCAAUUCAACAGACUCUGGGUGUGGAAGUCAGGCAUCAUAAAAUAAAGUUUACCAGGUGAUUCUAGUAUGCAGUGUCAGUAAAAAACAAAAAACACAAAGAAAACCACAAAACAAAAAAUACUCUGGCAUUUAAACCUAGACACCAUUUAAGUUACAUACAGACAUGGCUCCAGCCAAAAAUGAGGAUUUCACUUGAGCCUUUUUAUUUUAUUUUCUUAAAAUGGAAGCUUAUAUUGCAAUUUUCCCUCUACUUCUUUUAUUUAAAAAUGUGUUUUAUUGAUUUUUAAAGAGAGAAAUAUCAGUGAUGAGAGGGAAUCAUUGACUGCCUCUCUUAGGGAUCACUGCCUCUUCUACGACCUGGGCAUGUGCCCUGACUAGAAAUCGAACUGGUGACCUCUUGAUUCCUGGGUCGACGCUGGCCAGGCCACUUGGGCUUUUUUAGAGCCCAGCUGUCCAUGAGCUUCUGCCCAAAGUAUAGAUGUGGGAUAAGAAGUGGAACAUUCGUUGGCUUCUGAUUUGCUAAUGACUGAUCAACCUCCAGCCAAAUGUAGUAGCAUUUCAGGUUGUGCUUCUGUUCAAUCAGAAGCAAACGAGAACACUGGAGCAGAAGGAACCAGGAAGAUGCUAGGAUGUAUUUGUCUCAGAUGAGAAAUCAAGGCUCAGGGAGGUGAGCUCACUUAACCCUGAUCACACACUUGCUUUGUUGCAUAAGUGCUCUUUCUAUUUCAUCUUUAUGUCUUGAAUAUAUCCACUACAUGAACAUAUACAAAACUCCUUUUUUUAAAAAAAAAUCUCAAUCCACUUCCAUCUUCUCUCUUUGGGUCUUAAAUAAAGACCAAAGGAACUGAUUGACUACACAAGUGUGUUGCAAGCUUCAUGCAUAAUUGGGAGAUGCCACAGAAUAAUCUGAGAAAGAUCUAACAUCAAAUUCAAUUAAAUGAGCUCUUCUGAGACUAAUUUCAAUAGUUCUAGAGAAGCAUGUUUUUUGACAUUGGACAUUGUUUUUAUUGUGUAAAUAAGCAAAUUAAGAUAUAAUUUCAUGUGGAGCCAAUAAAGAUUUUAUUGUAGUCAAAUCUAGCCAAACUUAUCUUUGUACAGAUGAGGGUUUUUUUUUUUUUUUUCCUUCAGCAAAUGAGUGCAUGCUAGGUGCUGAAGAUACAAAGAUAACGUAUAGUCACUCUUAAGCUAAAAUUUCAUUAUUGGAAAGUGGUGGAGUAUUUAUUGGUGAUCUUGAUGUUAAAUUAUUUUUCUAACAUCACCAAGAAGCAGAAUAUUGAGUUAUGAAACUCUUUACCUCUCAGCUAUAAUAAGUUGGAAGGUGAUUAUGAUCUUGGGUAAGCCCCUUUUGCUGUUUCUCUUUUAUCUGCAAAUCUUAGAGGCGAACAUUUACAUUUAAAAGGGUAAUUGUGAUAAAAAGGGAGCCAGUAUUUUAAGGAAUUCUGUUCUGAUUGGAACCAGGUUCUUAACUGCCAUAAACUCUUGCCUGAUGUUGAUAUUUAUAUUUGGGCUACAAAGCACCUAAUCUCUUACCUGAUGCACUUGAUGAUAAUGUGAUAACAUAUAAGAAUGCAUUGCUGUGUCUAAGGAAUCAAGUUAUACCAAACACCAGGUCUUGUUUCUCUAAAUGUUGUCCUUACUGUUCAUGUUCUUUUUGCUGAGUGAAAAGGGAGAGGACUGGGUAAUGUUUUCAGAUGCAAAUCGAUCAUUAACAGAGUCGUGUACAAAAAAAACUUUGUAGUUACUGUAAUUAUUAAAUGUAUUGACCAAUCAGGAAAGUUGAAUAAUCCUUCAUUUGCAGAUUGGCUAAUGGAAUCACACAAUUCCAUUUUAAUUCUUUAUCUGCAAUGCUGAUUUGAAUAUGAAAUUCUUAUUGCUGGAUAUUUGUGCAUUUUAUCCCUGGGCCAUAUUAGUUCUUAUAAGAUUAUUUUCCUUAUGAACCUUAUUUUAUUUUGCUUCCUUUCUACUUUGAUCCUAGUGUCACAUUGCAUUCCUGGAUCUAAGUAGCAAGUAGAAGCCCUAUAGCAUCUUGGAAGAUACAUGGGCAUAAAACUAUCUUCUAGGAAAUAUAACUACAGAUUAAAUAUGUUAGUGAGGCCAUCAAAUAGAUGAUAAUUUCCUAAGCUUUGCUUUUUUAAUCCAGAUAGAACAAAUGAGAUCCUAGUGUAUCUAACUGUGCCUCGCUCAAUAUUGGCAUUUAAUAAAAACUUGUUGCAUUUGUCAGUGAUCUUUAUAAUUUUUCCACCUUAUUUUGGAGAUUACUGAUUUUUUUUUUUUCUUUUUGCCAACUUCUUAAGAGUAGUGCCUCUGACAAAACAAUGGAAAGAGGAAAGAAAAAUCUAAAUGGUCAAUUUGAGGCUUAGCUUUGACUAAGGAGAUAAGGAAGGGCACUAUCAUGCACUACUAUUAACGGGCUAACAAUUAUUGAGCUCUUUUCAACAUUUCAGCUGCUGUCCUAAGCAUGUGUUCAUUUAAGCCUCACAACAACUGUUGUCAUUAUUCCCAUUUUACAGUGAGAUGAGCGAGGCAGUGAGAGAUUAAUCCACCCAAGUUAUACAGCUAGAACCUGCAAACCUAACCAUGGCACUACUGUCCCUAGUCUCCCUGGUGUCAGGCACUACCCUGGGGUGCUCUUUUGCAUAACUACGGUAAAAAAAAAUCUCCCAUUAUACAACAUAGUAUCAGUAAUCCCAUUUUUACAGAUAAGGUAACUCAUGGUUUAAAGAGGUUAACUUGCUCACGAUACAUACCUAGUUAGUUCCAGAUCUGGGAAUUUACUUAAAGCCAAUGAGGAGUUCACUUCUCAGCAAUCCAGAAAAUGAAAGUUUAGUUUACUGAAUUUGAUUCAACCAUGCUAGCUCAGCCUUCCAUGGCAUAUAAUAGGAAAUUGGCUACACUAAGUACAAAAUAGCAAUAGCUGUACUCUUCUGUAUUUACAUACAAUGGUUGAGGGCAAUUGCCAACCUUUAGUAUCUUACUUCUGGCCCCUUCAUCCCCCAAAGCCUUAAAAGAUACAUAGAGGCAGAAAUGGGUUUGUGCCAUAGAAUGAAAAAGGAUUUGUCAGAACUGAAUAUUGACUCUGCUUAGAACUGACUUGGAUGUGAACAGGAAAGGCAGUUGACACUGGUCAUUAUGGCUCUGUCACAGAGCUUAAGCCAAGUGCAGGCCUGGAAUCCAAGUGCGAAUCUGUCUCUGCUGUGUGUACAGAAUGGCCACCUUCUCCCUGAUGGGCGAAGAACAGAUGUCAGUUAUCAACUAUAUGACAAGCCACUGCAAAACUAAGCGACUUAAAACAAUAUUUUAAUAAACUUUUAAAAGAUUC
Messenger RNA from Eptesicus fuscus (big brown bat), 7200 nucleotides. RefSeq names its product synaptojanin 2 binding protein (gene SYNJ2BP). Lineage: Eukaryota; Metazoa; Chordata; Mammalia; Chiroptera; Vespertilionidae. The transcript is spliced from 4 exons. The coding region runs from base 105 to 542 and encodes 145 amino acids. Gene Ontology annotation, molecular function: protein binding. The record is from RefSeq and is a predicted model, not a curated record.